Hyaloscypha bicolor E is the source of this 1022-nucleotide messenger RNA. RefSeq names its product WSC-domain-containing protein. Gene Ontology annotation, cellular component: plasma membrane. Lineage: Eukaryota; Fungi; Ascomycota; Leotiomycetes; Helotiales; Hyaloscyphaceae. The record is from RefSeq and is a predicted model, not a curated record. Bases 98 to 583 code for a protein of 161 amino acids. The transcript has 2 exons.
GUCUCGUCAACCCUUCUCUUUCUUUUGUCCAGCGGCCUGCAAUUUUGUACCCGUUUCCUGUCAUUUUUCGACUCGUCGACUUUACACUCCUUAAGGCAUGGCUAUUUUCAAGUUUCGGUCCCUUCUCUUUGCCGCCGCGCUCAUUAACUUCUCCUACGCUUACUCAUGGGGCUCCCUCGGCUGCUAUACGAUUACGGGCAAUCGGGCGGUGCUGACUCAAGUCAAUCAGCACGGUGAACUCAUGACACCUGAGAUCUGCCAGACAGCGUGCGGCGAUCUGGGCUUCACGAUGGCGGGAACAGAGAGGGGAGAUGAUUGCUGGUGCGGCAAUAUCUUCAAGACCGGCUCCCCUUCGCACGCUUGCACCAUUCCUUGCAACGGGGAUAGCACGCAGAUGUGCGGCGGAAACAAUCGAAUCAACCUUUACGAAGUCCAAUUCCCGUCACCGAGCAGUCAAAAGAAUCCCGAUGCAUUGGACGAGGUAUCUGCUGCGCAGAUUAUAGAGGCUCAGGAGUUAAAGCGUCGUAAGGAGAAGCGCUCAGUCGAGUUUCACUGCAGGCGGUUUGGGAAUGUUUUGUGUUAGGAAGCAUACUUGGCUUACACUUGUUGGGGCAUCAUUCUCACAAUUCUCUUCUAGGCGUCUGGUCUUGUGGGGAAGAAUGUUUGUUUGAGGGGGCUUAGGGUACAGAACUUUUUACACGCUCGGAGGAGGCCGCCAUCCAAUAUCUCCUCAAUCAUUGCCCAUAGCUAUCUUGGGUGUUGUUGUUCGUUGAGGAGGAGAACGAUCAGUCGCAAUUGUUCGGAUUGGAGAAAAAACCAUGAGUUUGUGUUCGGGUUGGAUUGAGGACAAUGUGUUGGUUGUUGUAAAGUGAUUGUGAUGUCUUUUGAGGGAUCGAUGGUGGUGGUGCUAGGUGGAAAGGAUGAAAGGGAAUCUGGGAUUCGAGAUAGUUCUGGUUGAACCUGGUCGAACAUCGUAUCCUCUAUCAGAACCUGCCUCUAAUUCUCGGACUCUCGACCGUCAU